AUGGAAAAGAUCCAGUCUAACGGAGGGGAGCAUGUUAAUGCUGCUUAUGAUCCGACUCUGGAUGAGCCUCCAGUCUACGAGGUCAAUGAAGAUAGCAGGACCAUCCGGCCCUCGGUGGUCAGCGCCUUCGGUCACGACACUUUGGACCGCGUGCCCAACAUCGACUUCUAUCGUAAUGCAGGCAGUGUGAGUGGCCAUCGGGCUGUGCGGCCAUCACUGCAGGAGCUGCAUGAUGUCUUUCAAAAGAAUGGAGCCAUCUCUGUGCCAGACACUGUGGAGGACGAUGGCGAGGGAAGCGAUGGCACCCCCUCUGAUGAUGUGGAGUUGGCUGUUCCCCUUGAUAGCAAAGGUGGAGCAGUCAAGUUUGGCUGGAUAAGGGGAGUCUUGGUGAGAUGUAUGCUGAACAUUUGGGGUGUCAUGCUGUUCAUCCGCCUGUCCUGGGUGUUUGGACAGGCUGGCUGGGGUUUGGGAACUGUGGUUAUUGCUCUCAGCUGUGUGGUGACAACCAUUACUUGCCUUUCCAUGUCGGCCAUUUGCACUAAUGGUGUGGUCAGGGGAGGAGGGGCCUACUAUCUAAUAUCUCGCAGCCUGGGACCAGAGUUUGGUGGUUCCAUUGGUCUAAUUUUUGCAUUUGCAAAUGCAGUGGCAGUAGCCAUGUAUGUGGUGGGAUUUGCUGAGACAGUGGUGGAUUUGCUCAAGGAGAACAAUGUGCUCAUGGUGGAUCCAUUAAAUGACAUUAGAAUUGUUGGCUGCAUCACAGUAGUGCUGCUUCUGGGCAUAUCUGUUGCUGGAAUGGAAUGGGAGGCUAAGGCCCAGAUAGUGCUUCUCGUCAUCCUGUUGGCAGCUAUUGUGAAUGUAUUUGUGGGCACCUUCAUUCCACCAACGGCAGAGAAGAAAUCCAAGGGAAUAUUUAAUUACGACUUAAACAUCUUUAUGGAGAAUUUUCCGCCAGAUUUCAGAAAGGGAGAGUCGUUCUUCUCAGUGUUUUCUAUAUUUUUCCCUGCUGCUACUGGGAUCCUGGCAGGAGCCAACAUUUCCGGUGACUUGAAGGACCCUCAGGCAGCCAUUCCUAAGGGCACCUUAUUGGCUAUUGUGAUCACUGCUAUCACCUACCUGGGUGUGGCCUUUUGUGUCUCUGCCAGCGUGGUACGUGACGCUACUGGAAACCUAACUGACCUGAUCACGUCCGAAGCACCAUGUGUAGGCUCCGCAUUGGCAGCCUGUGAACUCGGCUAUAACUUUUCUUCCUGUGCGGUAGAAACAUGCAAAUUUGGCGUGAUGAACAACUUUCAGGUGAUGACUAUGGUGUCAGGCUUUGGUCCUCUCAUCAUAGCCGGGACUUUUUCAGCUACGCUUUCAUCUGCUCUGGCUUCUCUUGUCAGCGCUCCCAAAGUCUUUCAGGCUCUGUGUAAGGACAACAUCUACACGGCCCUCCACUUCUUUGCCAAAGGGUACGGCAAGAAUGACGAGCCCAUCCGUGGCUACAUCCUCACCUUCAUCAUCUCUGUGGCCUUCAUUCUCGUUGGGGAUCUCAACGCCAUCGCUCCCAUCAUUUCAAAUUUCUUCCUGGCAUCCUAUGCACUCAUCAAUUUCUCCUGCUUCCAUGCAUCCUACGCAAAGUCUCCAGGUUGGCGACCAGCAUACAAAUAUUACAACAUGUGGUUGUCCCUGCUUGGGGCUUUGCUGUGCUGCGCUGUGAUGUUUGUCAUCAACUGGUGGGCUGCUCUCAUCACUUACGCUCUCGAAAUACUGCUCUACCUUUACGUCACUGUCAAGAAGCCAGACGUGAACUGGGGUUCAUCCACUCAGGCGGUGACAUUCGUCAGUGCGGUCAGCAAUGCUCUGUCUCUGUCGGGAACAGACGAUCAUGUCAAGAACUUCAGACCUCAGAUCCUGACACUGACAGGGGCUGCUCGGUCCAGACCAGCUUUGCUAGACCUGGCUCACUGCUUCUCUAAGAACUAUGGACUUUGCCUCACCUGUGAAGUGAUCGUGGGGCCAAGAUCUGAGGCCCUACCGGAAAUGAACGCUGGUAUGGAGAAGAACCAGCAGUGGUUGAGGAAGACGAAACGUAAAGCAUUCUACACCGCCGUGGUCUGUGAGAGCUACAGGGAAGGUGUUGAGACCCUGCUGCAGGCCUCUGGUCUUGGCCGCAUGAAACCCAAUACACUAAUGGUGGGAUUCAAAACAAACUGGAAGAUUUCAGGAGCGGAAGCAGUCCAGAGUUACGUGGGAGUGCUGCAUGAUGCCUUUGACUUUGAAUAUGGAACAUUGAUUUUAAGGAUGAACCAGGGACUUGAUGUUUCGCAUAUUGUCGAGGCAGAAGAGGAAACGCUCAAAUCCGCAAAGGAGCAGCAGGCACUGGAGAAUGAGUUCAUGCCAAAUGGAGGCAAAGCAAAAGGAUUGUUCAGGAAGUCCAGAAAAUCCUCACAGCAAGUACUCACUACCCGAGUGUCGGUGUGCGGCCCCCCACCACCCCAGGUCGCCAAGAUGAAUGAGAAACUGGUGCAGGCCAGUGCUCAGUUCAAGACCAAGCAGCCUAAAGGAACCAUUGAUGUGUGGUGGCUCUUUGAUGAUGGAGGUCUCACUCUGCUGCUGCCAUACAUCCUUACCACCAGGAAGAAGUGGAAAGAUUGUAAAUUGAGGAUCUUCAUUGCAGGGCAGCCUGGACGCAGCGAUCUGGAUAAAGAAGAGAUGAAGUUGCUGCUGCAGAAGUUCCGAAUUAAAUGCACCGACAUCAUAGUCAUCAAUGACAUCCAUCUUAAACCUCGUAACGACAGCUUGAAGAAGUUAGAGGACAUGAUUGAACCUUUCCGUUUGCAUGAGAGGACCAAAGAAAGUGCUCAGGUAGAAGCCAUGAGGAAGGAACACUCCUGGAAGAUUACUGAUGAAGAGCUGGACGCGUUUGAGGAGAAGACAAAUCUCCAGGUACGACUGAAUGAGUUGCUUUGGGAAAACUCCAAAACAGCCAACCUAAUUGUGGUGAGCAUGCCGAUUGCACGGAAAGAAACCAUAUCUGACUUCCUCUACAUGGCUUGGUUGGACAUUUUGACAAAGGACCUCCCGCCUAUUCUGCUCAUCAGAGGCAACCAUAAGAGCGUCCUUACUUUCUACUCAUAAGAGCACUGCAGACUCAUCUGUUCAACAUCUGGUUACAAAGGAAAGUUGAUGAUCUACUUUGGGACUCAUUAUUCCAUCUUAAACACCAUAAUGUAGUAAUUUCAAUUAUCCCCCCUCAAAAAAAUAUAUUUAUAAUAGUGAUGCUGACACAUACAAAGUAUGCUGACAAACUUCUACUAAUUCACCAUUACAUCUUUGUUGUGCUGCUGUACCAUUAACUGUGGCGGCAGAUUUGGUGGAGAAAGUGCUGAUGUUGCAGUUAUGAACAAACACACAUUGUGUGGUUCCUAUCUGCAAGGAGCAAGACACAUCUAAGUCAGAACAAAUACAUGUUUCUUUGUGAGAUACAGUCAAUAACUUAUGGAUUGUUUUAAAUGCAUAAGAAGCACAAGUCAAGCAUCUUUCAACCACCGUCAGACUGGUUUGAUCUGGAUGACCAACAAUUUCAAUAGUUACAGUGUGUCCUGCUGUGGAAUACAUGUUUAUAGUUUGAGUCUGAACUCAUCUGUAUUUUUGCAAUAGCAAUAAAAAAGUGUGUUAAGUGAUUUAAGAGCAUGAUACUUAGUCGUUGAAACUUGUUUUUGUUUUAUUGCUCCUUGAAAUCCACAAACUGUAAAAUACUACUGUGCUGUUUUCCUGUGCCAUAGUUACAGUUUAGAUGUAUUUAAAGUUUUUCUCAAAUAAAAAAAAUGUGUCAGAUGAAAAUUAUGUAUAA
Molecule: messenger RNA, 3835 nt
Organism: Entelurus aequoreus (snake pipefish)
Lineage: Eukaryota; Metazoa; Chordata; Actinopteri; Syngnathiformes; Syngnathidae
Gene: slc12a1
Product: solute carrier family 12 member 1
Exons: 26
Coding region: 1-3120 (1039 amino acids)
Biological process (GO): sodium ion homeostasis; cell volume homeostasis; chloride transmembrane transport
Cellular component (GO): membrane
Molecular function (GO): sodium:potassium:chloride symporter activity
Source: RefSeq, a predicted model, not a curated record